This is a messenger RNA of Daldinia caldariorum, 1446 nucleotides long. Its product is annotated as NAD(P)-binding protein. Gene Ontology annotation, molecular function: oxidoreductase activity. The record is from RefSeq and is a predicted model, not a curated record. Bases 404 to 1246 code for a protein of 280 amino acids. NCBI's taxonomy places the organism in Eukaryota, Fungi, Ascomycota, Sordariomycetes, Xylariales, Hypoxylaceae. The transcript is spliced from 3 exons.
UGAUAUAAUUCAAUAUUUAUUCCACGCUGCUUCGGACCUCGCGCUCGCGUGUCAAUGGGAGACCGAUGUACUAGCGCAAGCUCUCUAAGGGUCCGUCAACAUAUUCCCCUUUUUGGUACUAUGAUGUCCGAAGAGCUUCGGUAUCUCCAACAUGGUCCGAAACCAGCCCUUCGCUUGGAGUUGUGUUGCACGCACAGAAGGGAUACCGGCAAACUCGUCCCUUAUAUAGCAACCGUCCGCUCUUGCAAGGAGUUUGCAUCGUACUCAUUACUGCAACACCAAACUCUCCAUAACGACAUUUUUUCAUACUCGCAAGCCACUCUAGAAGCUCUUUCUAUAUUGCCUUGAAGAACAACAACCACACUCUCACUACUUUGCAUUCAGCAGCUUCAAUACGUUCAACAUGCCUGGCGCCACCAACCAGACGAGCAAGUACGAUGCCAUCCCGGGACCUCUCGGUCUCGCAUCUGCGUCUCUAGAGGGCAAGGUAGCUCUUGUCACCGGUGCCGGACGCGGUAUUGGUCGGGAGAUGGCUCUAGAACUCGGACGCCGCGGCGCCAAGGUCAUCGUCAACUACGCCAACAGCACGCAGUCAGCAGAGGAGGUGGUACAAGCGAUUAAUAAGGGGGGCUCGGACGCGGUGGCGAUCAAGGCCAACGUGUCGGACGUGGACCAGAUCGUGCAGCUGUUCGAGCAGGCGGUGAAGGUCUGGGGCAAGCUGAACAUCGUGUGCUCGAACAGCGGGGUGGUGUCGUUCGGGCACGUCAAGGACGUGACGCCGGAGGAGUUCGACCGCGUGUUCACGGUCAACACGAGGGGCCAGUUCUUCGUCGCCCGCGAGGCCCACAAGCACCUCGAGGUCGGCGGCCGGCUCAUCCUCAUGGGCAGCAUCACGGGCCAGGCCAAGGGCGUGCCCAAGCACGCCGUCUACUCCGGCAGCAAGGGCGCCAUCGAGACCUUCGUCCGCUGCAUGGCCGUCGACUUCGGCGACAAGAAGAUCACCGUCAACGCCAUCGCGCCCGGCGGCAUCAAGACCGACAUGUACCAGGCCGUGUGCCGCGAGUACAUCCCCGGCGGCGACAAGCUGAGCGACCCGGAGGUUGACGAGUACGCCGCCACGUGGUCGCCUCUCGCCCGUGUUGGCCUUCCCAUCGACAUCGCCCGCGUGGUGUGCUUCUUGGCGUCCCAGGACGGCGAAUGGGUGAACGGCAAGGUCAUCGGUAUCGACGGCCACGCCAUGAUGUAAAAUAGCUAAGGGGCUUGCGACAGGUUAUUAUUUAUUACGGCAGGGUUUGAUUAGAUAUGGGAGGCUCUUGUGUCGCAGAUGCGUAUCUCCUCGACUGUUGAACCGUGGACACUUACACACUUACACAUUACUGUCAUCGAUGAAAUUUACUGCCCAUUCAAUGUCCGUUGCUUACCUUCACUGAAGCAAAGCUAGGGUAC